GAACGCUCUAAGAUGGAAGACGGCCAGGGGCGAGUGCGGGAGUGUGAGCGCGAGAACCUGUGGAUGACACACGCAACACGUUGAAAGCCAUGUCGGAGUUUGCAUUUCACGCUUAAUCCACUCGAGAAGACACAAGCCUUCUGCCCCGACUCUCAGGUCACCCAGCUCUUUCGCACGAUCCUGAGUUCUCGGCACUACUAAUCGAUCAUCGGUCACCCCCAGCGUCACGUGUGGUACAGUCCAGUGGCGCCAGCUUCGGGCAUAGGUUAUAAAAGCUCGGCUGCGGCAGCGGACUGCGGAGUCAAGAUGCGUCCGAAGGAGCAGGUGCAGAGCAGUGCGGGGGACGGGACAGGGUCGGGGGACCCAGCAGCAGGCACCCCCACGACCCAGCCUACAGCCGGUCCCGCUCCGGAGCCCUCGGCGGAGCCCAAACCUGCUCCCGCGCAGGGAACUGGGUCUGGGCAGAAAUCAGGAUCCCGAACCAAGACAGGAAGCUUUUGUCGGUCUAUGAUCAUUGGCAAUUCGGACGCGCCAUGGACCCGCUACGUAUUUCAAGGGCCUUAUGGUCCCCGGGCCAAUGGCUUGGGUACUGGAAAGGCCGAGGGAAUCUGGAAGACACCAGCCGCGUACAUCGGCCGGAGGCCCGGUGUGUCCGGCCCUGAGCGCGCGGCGUUUAUUCGAGAGCUGCAGGAAGCGCUGUGUCCUAACCCACCCCCCACGAAGAAGAUCACCGAAGAUGACGUCAAAGUGAUGCUGUAUUUGCUGGAAGAGAAAGAACGGGACCUGAACACAGCCGCCCGAAUCGGCCAGUCCCUGGUGAAACAGAAUAGUGUUUUGAUGGAGGAGAACAGCAAGCUGGAAACCAUGCUGGGCUCAGCCAGGGAGGAGAUUUUACAUCUCCGGAAGCAGGUGAACCUGCGAGAUGACCUCCUGCAGCUCUACUCAGACUCUGAUGAGGAGGAGGAGGAGGACGAGGAGGAGGGGGAAGAGGAAGAGGGGGAAGAGGAGGAGCGAGAACAGCUGGAUCAAGAUCAGCAGCACGACCAUCCCUAUGGCGCCCCCAAACCGCCCCCUAAGGCAGAGUCGCAGCACCACUGUCCACAGCUGGAAGCCCUGCAGCAGAAGCUGAGGCGGCUGGAGGAAGAGAACGACCAGCUGAGAGAGGAGGCCUCCCACCUGGACAACCUGGAAGACGAGGAGCAGAUGCUCAUUCUGGAAUGCGUGGAGCAGUUCUCUGAAGCCAGCCAGCAGAUGGCAGAGCUCUCGGAGGUACUAGUGCUGAGGCUGGAAGGCUAUGAGCGGCAGCAGAAAGAGAUCACCCAGCUGCAGGCUGAGAUCACCAAACUCCAACAGCGCUGUCAGUCGUAUGGGGCCCAGACGGAGAAACUGCAGCAGCAGCUGGCCUCAGAGAAGGGAGUCCACUUAGAGAGUCUGCGAGCGGGCUCUCACGUGCAGGAUUAUGGGAGCAGGCUGCGUGAGCGCCAGGAGGAUGGGAAGAGCCAGCGCCAGCGCGCCUCGAUGCCUGCGGGUUCCGUCACCCACUAUGGAUACAGCGUGCCUCUGGACGCACUUCCUAGUUUCCCGGAGACACUGGCUGAGGAGCUUCGAACAUCUCUGAGGAAGAUCAUCACUGACCCUGCGUAUUUCAUGGAGAGAUGUGACAUUCGCUGCAGGGAGGAGCGAGAGCAGGAGCAGGGGGUGAUGCCACCACCCCCACCGCCACAAGAUGUCAAGCCACCUGAAGAUUUUGAGGCUCCGGAGGAGCUGGUUCCUGAGGAGGAGCUGGGGGCCAUAGAAGAAGUGGGCACAGCUGAGGAAGGGCUCGCAGAAGAGGCGGAGCAGGCGUCUGAGGAGACUGAGGCUUGGGAGGAGGUGGAACCGGAGCUGGAUGAGGCCACAAGGAUGAAUGUGGUGGCCUCUGCCCUGGAGGCCAGUGGACUGGGCCCUUCACGCCUGGACAUGAAGUAUGUCCUCCAGCAACUGGCCAGCUGGCAGGAUGCCCAUUCUAAGAGGCAGCAGAAGCAGAAGGUGGGCCCGAAAGAAUACCCCCUAACCCUGCAGCAAACAAACACGGGGCGGGGGGAGGGGGACGGGAUUGUGGAGCAUCAGGGCUCUCAGAGGCUGGAGGAGGACAGGGUCACUCACUGCUCCAGUGGCAGGGAGGAAGAGAGGCCUUCUGGGGCCACCUAGGCCUGGAACUAAAGCCUCUGCCAGCAAGGGU
This is a messenger RNA of Acomys russatus (golden spiny mouse), 2221 nucleotides long. RefSeq names its product huntingtin associated protein 1 (gene Hap1). Lineage: Eukaryota; Metazoa; Chordata; Mammalia; Rodentia; Muridae. Gene Ontology annotation, biological process: anterograde axonal transport of mitochondrion; neurotrophin TRK receptor signaling pathway; neurogenesis. Gene Ontology annotation, cellular component: dendrite. The transcript has 13 exons. The record is from RefSeq and is a predicted model, not a curated record. Bases 307 to 2190 code for a protein of 627 amino acids. Gene Ontology annotation, molecular function: signaling receptor binding.